AUGGCCGACAAUCCUGUUCCAGGAGAACCUGAUCCAGGGAAAUUAGAGCAAGGUAGGCAUGAACCUGCUCCAGGAGAAACUGAUCCAGUGAAACAUGAUCCAAUACUUCAGGAUGAAGAACUAGGACAGCGUGUUUACAGACAAAGGUCAAAGGAUAGUGAUUUAAAGAAACUACGCAAAAUUGAAGAUGAACUUUUAAGACUUAACACAAAAUAUUCAACGAUGAGUCAAACGAAGAAUGACCCAGCAUUCAUGUAUGAAAGUUCAAGAACAUUAGCUAGUUCAAUACCUAAGAGAGAAAAUAAGAGAGACUUCAUUGUGAAUCGGAAGACUUAUGUACAGCAUGAAACUAUAAAACGUUGUCCAAUUCAUAAACCUGAACAUUCAUUAUUGAGUUGCAGACAGUUUCUAAUCAGAACACCUGAAGAUCAACGCAAGUUCUUGAAAGAGAAACAUAUAUGUUUCAAGUGUUGUGAAUCGACAAGUCAUGGCUCACGUGACUGUAAAGUGAAAGUAAAGUGUGACAAAUGUGGGAGUACUAAUCACCGGACUUUAAUGCACGUCGACAGGUUGAAGAAAGUGAAUGACAAUCAUGUUGAACCUAGAGUAGAGCAUGGCGGGGAGAGUCGUUCAUCUGAAAAUGUAUCAUCCAAGUGUACAGUGUUAUGUGACAAACCUUCCAUUGGACGUUCAUGUGGAAAAAUUGUGUUGGUAAAUGUUUAUCUACAAGAUCAACCCAGCAAAGUUGAGAAAGUGUACGCCAUAUUGGAUGAUCAGAGCAAUAGGACACUUAUUUCCCUUAGUCUAUGUGACCGUCUAAAUGUUCAUGGACCUUCUCCCCAGUAUUCUCUCUCAUCAUGUGCAGGAACAACUACCAUGACAGGAAGAAGGAUUGAUGGCUUGUUUGUUCAAUCAGUGUCGAAUAAUUAUCAUUGUGAACUUCCAGUAGCAAUUGAAUGUGAUGAAAUUCCAAAUGAGAGGUCAGAAAUUCCCACACCUGAUGUUGCAUUUUCCCACAAACAUUUGAACUGUAUUGCACAUCAACUACCGUCAAUUAAAGAAAAUGUUAAUAUAGGAUUGUUAAUCGGCAGAGAUGUUCCAGAGGUACAUCAUGUGUUUGAUCAGAUUACUGGACCAAAAGGAGCCCCAUUCGCUCAAAAAUUAGGAUUAGGAUGGGUGAUAAUCGGCGAUGUUUGUCUUGGAAAAGUACACAAGCCUGACCAUGUGAAUGUUAUGAAAACUUCAAUUCUUAACAAUGGACGUGUGACACAGUUUGAACCUUGUGAAAACCAUUUUCAUGUGAAAGAAAUUCAUGCUACAGAAACUUGUGACACUUUGUUUCAUCGAUCACAUGAUGAUGACAAGAUAGGAUUGUCCUUGGAAGAUCGCAAAUUUCUAACCAUCAUGGAUCAAGAGUUCCACAGAGAUGAAAACAGCAAAUGGAUUGCUCCACUUCCAUUUCGUUCACCAAGGCCUGUUUUGCCAAAUAAUCGUCCACAAGCAUGGAGGAGAGCACAGAUUCUGGACGCAAGUCUGCAGAAAGACAAAGUGAAAAGAACUCAUUUCAUUGAAUUUAUGAAGAAAGUGUUUGACAGUGGUGCUGCUGAAGUAGCCCCUACUCUCAGCACAAAUGAUAAGGAAGUUGGUAUCUUCCCAUCUUUGGUGUGUACCACCCAAAGAAACCAAAUCAAGUGAGAGGAGUAUUUGACUCAUCCGCUGUCUACGAGGGAAUCUCACUCAACAAAGUGUUGAUGAAAGGACCUGACCGUACUAACAGUCUCCUUGGAAAAUUGAUUCGCUUCCGCAAGGACAAAUAUGCUCUCAUUGCCGACAUAGAACAGAUGUUCUACCAGUUUUAUGUUAAAGAGGAACAAAGAGACUUUCUUAGAUUUUUCUGGUACAAAAAUAAUAAUCCAGAACUCCCUCUCAUCGAGUACC
Messenger RNA from Saccostrea echinata, 1938 nucleotides. RefSeq lists its product as uncharacterized. NCBI's taxonomy places the organism in Eukaryota, Metazoa, Mollusca, Bivalvia, Ostreida, Ostreidae. The record is from RefSeq and is a predicted model, not a curated record. Bases 1 to 1695 code for a protein of 564 amino acids. The transcript has 2 exons.